Cotesia congregata is the source of this 882-nucleotide messenger RNA. The record is from the annotation of a GenBank genome assembly. Lineage: Eukaryota; Metazoa; Arthropoda; Insecta; Hymenoptera; Braconidae.
AUGGUGCUGAGGAUAUUUACGGUACUCGUUGUUGUUUGUGUUGUUCAAUUAUUACCGAGGUGCGAGGCUGCCUCGGCACAUAUCAGAAGUCAUCAACACAAGACCAAUGGAAAUGAAAGAUUGGAAGACGGAGCAUUUAGUCCCCGAGACAGUGAUCACUAUGUUGAUGGAGAGCAUCACAAUGAAUUUGAUCAUGAAGCUAUUUUGGGAAGUGUCAAAGAAGCAGAGGAGUUUGACAAAUUACCAGCAGCUGACAUGCUGACUGAAGAAGAGUCUAAAGAUAGACUGGAGGAUGCAGACUCAAACGAAGACGGCCGAAUAACCUGGGAGGAAAUUUUACACGACACCUACGGCUCCGAUCCAGAAGAUUUGGCUAUAGAUGAAAAACUAGUGAGCGAUGACAAGGCGACUUUUGACAUGGCUGAUCAAGAUAAAGACGGAUUUUUAAAUACUCAAGAAUUUAAAGCUUACACACAUCCUGAGGAGACUCCAAGAAUGUUUCCUUUCCUGCUGGAGCAAGCUCUCGAUGAAAAAGAUACCGAUAAAGACGGAUUUAUUAGUUUCCAAGAGUUCAUUGGAGUCAAAGCCAAGAAUGAGAAUAAAGAGUGGUUGCUCGUAGAAAAAGAUAAGUUUGAUCAUGAGCAUGAUAAAAACGGCGAUGGUAAAUUAGAUUCUACUGAGAUAUUGGCCUGGCUUGUUCCCAGUAAUGAAGACCUGGCGACUGAUGAAGUAGACCAUUUAUUCGCAGCGUCUGACGAUGAUCAUGACAAUAGAUUGUCUUUUGAAGAAAUCCUCGAGCACCAUGACGUAUUCGUAGGCAGCGAGGCCACUGACUACGGUGACUACCUCCAUGACAUUGAACGUUUCACCGACGAGCUUUGA